Elaeis guineensis (African oil palm) is the source of this 1657-nucleotide messenger RNA. RefSeq lists its product as uncharacterized. Gene Ontology annotation, cellular component: checkpoint clamp complex. Lineage: Eukaryota; Viridiplantae; Streptophyta; Magnoliopsida; Arecales; Arecaceae. Gene Ontology annotation, biological process: mitotic intra-S DNA damage checkpoint signaling; DNA replication checkpoint signaling; DNA repair. The record is from RefSeq and is a predicted model, not a curated record.
UAUAUCAUAAAUUAAAAAUGGCAUUGGGGUGAAGGAUUGCUUCCCGAGUCCCGGAUGGAGCUCGCCUUGAGCGGGAACGCCCUCAGGAGCUUCAACCGCUCCAUCACUUGCCUCGCGCGCGUCGGCACCGAGCUCGUCCUCCAGGCCUCCCCAUCCAAAUUGGAGCUGCACACCCUGAAUUCAUCGCGGACCGCGUACGAGACCAUCUCCUUCAAGCCCGACUUCUUCGACGUCUACUCUCUCUCCUCGUCUUCGAUCAUCCAAUGCAGCGUCCUCCUCAAGUCGGUUUGCUCCAUCCUCCGCACGCCCGUCGCCUCCAUCGACCGCCUCUCCGCCCUCCUCCCCUCCCCGGACUCCCCCAAGCUCCAGUGGUCCCUCCAUUGCCUUAAUGGUGUGAGGAAGAUGUAUUGGAUCAGCUGCAACGUAGAGCCCGAAAUCCAGCAGCUGUCCCUCGACCGGUGGCGCUUCCCCAGCAACCUCGUCGUGAGACCACGUGACCUCGCCCGGCUGCUCGCAAAUUUCCAGUCGUCGCUGCAGGAGAUCACCGUCAUCGCGACCGAGCCCUUGUGUGUGCUGCCUGAUGAUGGGGGUGACAUUGGGGGGAAGGCUGUGGAGCUCCGGAGUUACAUUGAUCCUACUAAAGAUAAUAGUGAUUCGGCGUUGCACACGCAGCUCUGGAUUGAUCCGGCAGAGGAGUUCUUGCAGUAUACACAUGUUGGGGAUCCCGUGGAUGUCACAUUUGGUGUGAAGGAGUUGAAGGCAUUUCUAUCAUUUUGUGAAGGAUGUGAGGUUGACAUUCACCUAUUUUUUGAUAAAGCUGGCGAACCUAUCCUAAUGGCACCAAGAUUUGGGUUCGAUGAUGGGUCAAAUUCAGAUUUUGAUGCAACACUUGUUCUUGCUACCAUGCUUGUAUCACAACUUCAUGAGGUCAAUACGGCAGAUCACCCAUCAGUUGCUCAGGGGCCACAAUCGCAACGUGCUAAGGCUGCCAAUGCAUCAACAGUUGAGCAUCCUUCUGACCACACUAAAAUCUGGUCAGAUCUUUCAGGAAGUGCUGCCAGAAGCUCAGAGAGUACCAGAGAAAGACAGGCUCAGAUGGAAAGAAAUCCAAGUUUUAGCAUGCAGAAUGGCAUCCAAAGGACUAAUGCAAUGAAUGUAUCGCCACCUGCACAACAGAAUGCACCUAUACAGCAGCCUAUGGAAACAGAUCAUGCGAACGAACCUCAAGAUAGAGCAGCAGCGAAUGUUAAUUCCUAUUCACAGCAUCAUCUAAGUAACUGGGUAGGUGCAGGUGAUAAUGAGGAGGAGGAGGAUGAGGAUGAAAUGUAUGUUCAAUCUACACCUCAUUAUGAUGAUUAAGAGUAGCAAUAGUGGGUCUAUUUUCCUAACAAAGGAUUAUGGCUACUCAAUUUUGUAGCGUAAGUUAAAUGUACACUUUUCACAGACAAGGAUCUUGAUUUUGAGCAUGCAGUUCAUUUUAGUCCUGAGACACAAUUGCUAGGAAACAGCUUAAAUGACACUUUUAUAGAUUUUAUGUUUUAUUUUAACCUGAUGAAUGACAUAAUUUGUAACCCUUAUCUCUGCAAACAAUAUCAUGCUAUAGAUCAUGACAUUGAGCUUGUGAUCGGAUGUGCAGUAAUUAGUUUCUUUUCCCAAA